AUGACCGGACAGUUCAUCAAAGGUGACGUCCAUGAGCUUUGGAAAGAUCUAGCAGAGAAGUAUGGACCACUUGUCCGAUUUGGCCCUGACCAAGUCCUCUGCACCGACCUUGAGUCCAUACUCCGAAUCACCUCUGUCCGGUCCGACUACCGCAAAAGUGACUGGUAUGAUCUGGCUCGGAUGGGCGAUGAUGAUAAUCUGCUGUCCAUGACGGAUAAGGAGCGGAGGAGGGAAAGAAGGAAGAAGGUUGCGCCUGCCUACAACGGCAAAGGUGCCGGUUCCCACAUCUUCAACAUCGAAACCGGCCUCAACCGCACCAUCGCCGCCUGGACGGAACUCAUCGACCGGAAAUACUUAGGCUCAGGCCCCAUCUUCCAGCCGCUAGACAUUGCCCAAUCCGUGCACUUCUACGCCCUCGAUUCGCUGGGCGAGAUCGCAUACAGCCAGUCUCUGGGCUACAUCGCCAACGACAAGGAUAUGAACGACGUGCUCAAGAUCAACGAGGCCACAUUUCCGUGGAUGUACCUCCUCAACAACCACCACUUCUUUUUUAGGGUGUUGCGCAAGUGGCCGUUUAGCAUGUUGCUUCCAAGGGCGGGGGAUAAAGCUGGGUUGGGUGCUAUCAUGGGACAUACAACAUCCAUUAUCGACCGCCGCUUUAACUUCUUCCACUCCUCCUCCUCCUCCUCCUUGGAAAAGUCCUCCUCUCCCGAAAAGAUACCAGUACCGCAAGACAUGCUCCAAUCCUUCAUCUCCCACGGUCUCACCCGCCCCGAGCUCCAAGAAGAAGUCACCGUCCAGCUCUUCGCCGGCUCCGACACCGUCGCCAAUGGCAUCCGCCUGUGUCUCCUCCACUUAUUCUCCUCUCCCCAAGUCUACCGGCGUUUACAAGCCGAGCUGGACGCCGCCUAUCCUUUCCUUUCCCAUAAAACGUGUCCUCCCACCCCAGGACAGGAAAGACCGAUUUCAUACUCCACUUGCUUGCAACUGCCCUACUUACAAGCUGUCCUCAAAGAAUCCCUGCGCAUCUUACCCCCCGUAGUAACAGGGGGGUUUUACAAAGACGUUCCACUUGGACAUGGACAUGGACAUAAUGGAGGGGAAGGGGAUACCAUCGCCGGGUAUUCUCUACCUCCAGGGACAAAAGUAGCCACGGGAGCGGCUAUCUACGCCAUGUGUCGCUCUAAGCAAGUAUUUGGGUUGGAUGCGGAUGUGUUUAGGCCUGAGAGGUGGUUGGAAGCGGAAGAAGAAGCUGCUGCUAGACUUGAAGACGAAUCGGCCGCUAGAACUAAUGUCCCUGAAAAGAAUGAACUGCUGGGUGAGGCGGGAAGAAGGCUAAGAGAUAUGGAGAUCACGCUGGGAUUAAUGUUUGGUCAUGGCCAGUUUGAGUGCGUGGGAAAGAAGCUGGCGAUGAUGCAGAUGAAUAAGGUUGUGGCGGAGUUGGUGAGGAGGUAUGACUUUAACGUGUUGAAUCCGAGGAGGCCGUGUAAAGUUGAGAAUGCGUUGAUGUGGUUCGUGAAGGAUUUUUGGGUUAGGGUGGAGAGGAGGUGA
Messenger RNA from Sordaria macrospora k-hell, 1551 nucleotides. RefSeq lists its product as uncharacterized. NCBI's taxonomy places the organism in Eukaryota, Fungi, Ascomycota, Sordariomycetes, Sordariales, Sordariaceae. The record is from RefSeq and is a predicted model, not a curated record. Gene Ontology annotation, molecular function: heme binding; oxidoreductase activity, acting on paired donors, with incorporation or reduction of molecular oxygen; monooxygenase activity.